AUGAAGGAGAUAAUAUUCUUGCUGGUCCUAUUGCACUUACAGAGUGGCAGCACUGGAUUUAAUACUCCAGGAAAGUUCUGGACCACAGGCCAGGGUGGUGAAACCCAGACCAGUCACUCAGACUUGACUCCAUCUCCGACCACAAUUGUGGGGUCACCCCAUUCUGAGAUCCAAGCUGCCGAAGUGAGUGCCUCACAGGGACCUCCUUUUGCAUCUUCAGGCAAGACUCUGGGAAUGAAAGCAGUGAAGAAAACAUCCAAACCUACAACUUCUACCCCUGCAAGCCAGUCAAAUGGACACAGCGAUGGUGACCCUGACAAAGAUAAGAAGAGAAGCUCAUCGAGCAGCACAGGCACAUCUCUGCAGAACGAUGCUAGAGAGGUCCCUUUCCAGCAAGAGGUCACUACUAGCCAGGAUACAGCUACAGGGAACAGAUCUCUCAAACCGUCAUCCCACAGCCCUGGUAUCACCAGCACCCAGCAGGGUGCCAACUCCAAAGCAUCCAGCUUUGAAACUACCAGGGGAAAGAACUGGUGUGCUUAUGUCCAUACCAGACUCUUACCUACAGUGGUAGUGGACAACCUAGAAACCUUUUCAUCAGGCAGAGCGAAGCCUUGCACUUGGCAUAUUGGAUCCUGUGCUCAGAGGUCCCAGACAACAACACACCAGGCCUACAGAAUCAAACAUAAAAUAGUAACAUCGCUGGAGUGGAAGUGCUGUCCUGGGUACGGUGGGCAAAACUGCCAACCCAAAGCUCCAGAACAGCAGUCACUUAUACACAGCAACCAAGCUGAAAGCAGCAGAACUAUCAGUGAGAAGGCACCAGGAGUUCCUCAGGACCCCAGUGGGCCAGCAUUUACACAAAAAAUGAAUGAGAAGAUUAGCAGCCAGGAGAUGAAACUGACUUUUCUACAGAAGAAGGUUGACAGCAUUGCUGCUGCGAUGAAUGAUGCAAGCAAGAUGCUUUCUUCUCUAGAAGGCAAAAUCAAUGAAAAUAAGGGCAGAGACUUCCAGUCUUUUCUAAAAGGUCUCAAAUCCAGAAGUAUUAAUGAAUUAGUCAAAGACAUCGUCAGAGAACAGUUUAAAGUAUUUCAAGGUGAAAUCCAAGAGAGCAUGGCUCAAAUUUUCAAGACUGUGUCUGGUUUGUCAGAUGAUCUUGAAAAUACAAAAGAAUCAGUCAAGCAUCUGAAUAAAACCCAACAAAAAAUUGCUCAGGAAAAAGACAGUGCACCAACAAAGCUUGACAUUCUGGAGCUAAAGAGUCAUAUGGUGCAGAUGAAAGAGGAAAUGACCCUCAGUUGUGACAAGCCUAUGAAAGCUUUACAGGAAAAGCAGAAAUCCUUGGAAGAUAACUUGGAGCAUCAACAGUCAAGAAGUGUCAUUUAUUAUGAAUCUUUAAAUAGGACUCUCUCAGAAAUGAAAGAUGCUCAUGAACAACUGUUAUCAGCUGAACAGUCUUCAAGCCAAAACACCCCUUCAGCAGACAAAGUCACAGAGUACAAUGUUACAGAGUAUAUGUUCACACUGCAUGAGAAAGUAAGGAAACAAGGCAUGAUGGUGCUGCAGAUCUAUGAUGACUUAAGAGUCCAGGACAGCAAGAUCAGCAAUCUCAGUGUUGCACUGGAAAUUCAGAGAGACUCUGUUCUGGGAAUCUGUGAUGACAUGUUGUCAGAGAGCAGAAGGGAUUUCGAAACUCAGCUGGCAGCAAUCCAAGAGAAUGUGCUUGUCCUAAACAAAAGUCUCUCUGACCUGGUCCUUCCAUUGGACAAUAAGAUGGACAAAAUGAAUGAGCAAAUUAAUGACUUGUGCUAUGAUAUGGAGAUCCUGCAACCCUUGAUUGAACAAGGGGUACCUUUUAGUCUGACUUCAGACUAUGAACAACAGAUCCAAGCUGAAGCAAUCAAUCAGAAACUUGAAAACCUCACAACUGUCAUUAAUAGAAUAAGUUCUGCAAUUACUGAGCUUUCCAAAACUCAGGAAGGACUUAAAAAUGAAUCUCAAACUUAUCAGGCACUGUUUGAGAGUCGUGUUAAUGAAUGCUCCAUGGAAAUAGAAGAUGGAUUAAACAAGACCAUGAUAGUAAUAAACAGCGCUAUUGAUUCUAUUCAGGAUAACUAUGUACUGAAAGAUAUGCUACCUGCUCUAAGAAAUGAGACUGAAGUCUGCUGUGGCAGAGCUGAGAAACUGGACAGUGUCCUGGCUUUCAUUCCCCAGUUCCAACAGUUGAAUGAAUCCCUCCAGACACUGCUCAUUGGCAAGAAGUAUGAAUCACUUUCUGAUCUUCCAUAUGAAAAGUCUGACAGAAGUAUCCUCCACAAUUUCAGAAGAUUUUUCUAUAUUUUAAAUGAAACAUCAUCAAAAGUGGACAAUCAACAACAAGAUAUCAACCGCCUGGAAGAAAAACUAUUCGACUUUGUGGAGGAAUCAAAGGACCAUGAGGUUCGCCUUCUGAGUGUGGAGUCAAAAAUUUCCAAGUUUUUGGCAAACAACUGUAUCUCACUAAAAAAAACCAAAGCUGCCUCAACAGAGAAAGAACAAGUGGUCUCACUUCAGCUCCAGACACUGAGCUCCAGGAUCAAGGCCCUGGAAGCCAAGUCGAUCCGCUUCUCAAACAGCAUUCCACUUCUGAACAAGACUGCUCAUGAGGCCUGGGGGCUGUGUCAGGAUACCAACAGCAGCAUCCAAAAAGUGAAUGCAAGUAUACCCGUGCUAAUUAAACUUGCUCAGCCAGAUAUACCCCUGCUGCAGAAAGGCCUCAAAGAGCUCAUUGAAUCUGUGCUUGAAAUAAAAGCAGGGACUAUCUUGACAAAUUUAACCCAGCAUGUUGACGUUGCAAUGGCAAGUGCAAUGAACAACAUCACCAAACUUCAGAAACAGGUGAAACCAGUUACGAAGAAACUAGCUCCAGUGAAAAAGGGAGCAGCAAACAUCACCAUGAGCCUGGCAAGCCGAAGUCAGAGAAACACAGAUAAUACUAUAGAUCCAGGGCAGUUUUCAGCUUGUGUCAGUUCCCCGUGCCAGAAUGGAGGAACCUGUAUCAACGACAGAGAGAGUUUUAUUUGUGCUUGUCGCCACCCCUUUGGAGGAGUCAACUGCAGUAUGAAGCUGGUGAACGACAAUUCUCUGAGUGUAGAUUUUUCAAAAGGAUCAUACAGAUAUGCACCUAUGGUGGCUUUUUUUGCCUCUCAUACAUAUGGAAUGACGACUCCAGGACCCAUCAGGUUUAACAAUCUGGAUGUCAACUACGGAGCUUCAUUUGCCCCAGCAACUGGGAAGUUCCAUGUUCCAUAUCUGGGAGUCUAUGUUUUUGAAUAUACCAUUGAAUCUUUUAGUCCACGUGCCUCUGGCUAUCUGGUCAUUGAUGGAAUAGACAAACUCACUUUUCAGGCUGAAAAUAUUAAUAGUAACAAGUACACUGACAGAACAAUUACUGGAAAUGCUUUAUUAGAGUUAAAUUAUGGUCAAGAAGUCUGGCUCAGACUGGCAACUGGCUCUAUACCAGCUAAGUAUCCACCAGUAACCACAUUUAGUGGUUACUUGUUGUAUCGUACCUAA
Charadrius vociferus (killdeer) is the source of this 3555-nucleotide messenger RNA. It is a transcript of the gene MMRN1, whose product is annotated as multimerin 1. The record is from RefSeq and is a predicted model, not a curated record. NCBI's taxonomy places the organism in Eukaryota, Metazoa, Chordata, Aves, Charadriiformes, Charadriidae. Gene Ontology annotation, molecular function: protein binding; calcium ion binding; extracellular matrix constituent conferring elasticity. The coding region runs from base 1 to 3555 and encodes 1184 amino acids. The transcript has 8 exons.